GCCACAGCAAUAUACAAGAGGUUUUCAGACUGAGAGACUGCAAGCGACACGAUCACAGACCCGUCAAUCGCAAUCCUCUGCUUUGCCAUGGCGAUAAAAGAAAAAACAGCAACACAAGAGGCUUUCUGGGACAUGGAUUGGGAGGAAGGCAGAACCAUGGAGGGACUGUGUAUAACCCACUGGGUGAACAGCCCAGUCCGCCACCAGGCCCUGUUCCAAGGAAGGGACUUGGACGACUGUGUGGAGGACCAUGACCUGUUCGCCCUGCCCGGGCCUGCCUUCCCCGACCCUGGGGUAGUGAGGCCCGACCCUGAGGUAGUGAGGCCCGACCCAGGGGUAGUGAAGCUAGAAGGGGUCUGCGACGGUACUACCACAACCCAACCCCAGCGGACUGAGCCUGUUUUCCAGGUGCUUCUGGACGUGUCCCAGUUCAGACCUGAGGAUAUCAUGAUUCAGGUGUUUGAAGGAUGGCUCUUGAUCAAGGCUCAGCAUGGAGCCAGAAUGGAUGAACAUGGGUUUGUUACCCGAAGCUUCACCCGCCAGGACCCACUGCCUGAGAAACUACAGCAGGCGGGGGGUCUGAGGGCUCUGCUAUGUCAUGAUGGGAUACUGGUGGUGGAAUCCAAACAGAGAACACCUGUUAGGAUACAACACAGUGAGGAGGACCCCUAUUGAUUAUUGACUGUAUGAAUAAAUAUGAAUAUGUAUAUUUAAUUUGGUAAAUGGACAGAGGGAAGUUCCUCUCCAGUCAUUGAAAACGUAUGAUAUCUAUGACAUAAAUGGGAAUGCUAAGCAUGAGGCUUUCAGCAUCAGUGACGAUAUUCUUUUUUACAGUACAAAUUUUAUGAGAUUGUUUAGAAAUUGUUCACUGUUGAAAGAAGAGACUUAAAAAAUGUGAUAGAACAAUAAAUAUUGUUAUCAGAUGUUAUCGGUCUAAGGCACUGCAUCGCUAGAGGUGUCACUACAGACCCCGGUUCGAUCCCGGGCUGUAUCACAACUGGUC
Oncorhynchus kisutch (coho salmon) is the source of this 1003-nucleotide messenger RNA. RefSeq names its product heat shock protein, alpha-crystallin-related, b3 (gene hspb3). Lineage: Eukaryota; Metazoa; Chordata; Actinopteri; Salmoniformes; Salmonidae. The coding region runs from base 88 to 675 and encodes 195 amino acids. The record is from RefSeq and is a predicted model, not a curated record. Gene Ontology annotation, cellular component: cytoplasm; nuclear speck. The transcript is spliced from 2 exons.